Messenger RNA from Lonchura striata (white-rumped munia), 588 nucleotides. RefSeq names its product ciliary neurotrophic factor (gene CNTF). Gene Ontology annotation, molecular function: growth factor activity; ciliary neurotrophic factor receptor binding; cytokine activity. Gene Ontology annotation, cellular component: axon. Gene Ontology annotation, biological process: positive regulation of axon regeneration; positive regulation of tyrosine phosphorylation of STAT protein; negative regulation of neuron apoptotic process. NCBI's taxonomy places the organism in Eukaryota, Metazoa, Chordata, Aves, Passeriformes, Estrildidae. The record is from RefSeq and is a predicted model, not a curated record.
AUGGCGGCCGCAGAGAGCCCCUCCGCUGCCCUCCGGCGCCGCGACCUCUGCAGCCGCGGCAUCCGCCUGGCCGGCAAGAUGCGCGCGGAUGUCGUUGACCUCCUGGACGCCUACGUGGAGCAGCAGGGCUUGGACGCCUCGGCCAGCGUGGCGGCGAUGGAGGGGGUGCCGCUGGCGGCGGUGGAGCGCUGGGACGAGCAGACGGGCACCCAGCGGCUGCUGGAGAACCUGGCGGCCUACCGGGCCUUCCGCGCCCUGCUGGCCCAGAUGCUGGAGGAGCAGCGGGAGCAGCUGGGCGAGGCCGACGCGGGCCUGGGCCGGGCACUGGCGGCCGUCCUGCUCCAGGUGUCGGCCUUCGCCUACCACCUCGAGGAGCUGCUGCGGCUGGAGAGCCGCGGGAUCCCCGGCGAGGAGGGGGACGGGCCGCCGCCCCCGCCGCGCCUCAGCCUCUUCGAGCAGAAGCUGCGGGGCCUGGGCGUGCUGCGGGAGCUCGCCCAGUGGGCCGUGAGGUCCGUGCGGGACCUGCGGCAGCUCGGCAAGCCCAGCUCAGCCGCCGGCACAGCCCCCGGCCUGGCCGAGAGCCCCUGA